AUGCCUGCUGGUACCGAUACCGACUCUCAAUUCCGCUUCCUCAUCUCUUGCAUCCGCCACUCUAGUGCGGGCAAGGUCGACUUUGAGGAAGUCCGCAAGGAAUGCGACAUCAUCAGCAAGGGUGCUGCUGCAAAACGAUAUGAGCGCCUCAUGAAGGCCCACGGCAUCGCCCCCAACAGCGCCGCCAACGGUGUCAAAAAGGAGGAUAAGGACCCUGAGACUCCAAAGAAGGCCAAGUCUCGUGCCACCAAGAAGCGCAAGCUUCAAGAGGUCGACGAGGACGAAACCGACGUUGAAGAGCCUAUCAAAGAGGAGGUUAUCAAAGGUGAAUUCAAACAUGAAGAUGCAAUCGUGAAAACCGAAUGUCCAAAUAACCACCUAUCGAGCGCUACACCUCUGUAUCAUGUACCAUCCCAUUCUGAAUCCACUUCACCUUCCACGAACAUCCAAACCGACGACGAUGACGAGGUCCUUUUCGUGUCAGCAACGGAGAAGCAAUUAACACCAAUCCCACCAACCUAUCUCAGCGAUGAUCGUCACUCCCACACGUACUCGCGCAUGUCGGCAACUCCUGCUAUACAUUCCGUCGAGAGCGCAGCUAACAUAGGUUUCCUUCAGCAUCUCGCCGCUCCAUCCUCGCAGUCACCAACGCCACCAAUGGAGACGAUGAGAUCAUCUGAUUCCUUCUCUUAUGGAUACACGCCUACCACAUGGAUGUUUCCCCAUGAGAGUCAUGGCUACCUGUAG
Messenger RNA from Xylaria bambusicola, 747 nucleotides. RefSeq lists its product as uncharacterized. The record is from RefSeq and is a predicted model, not a curated record. The transcript has 3 exons. The coding region runs from base 1 to 747 and encodes 248 amino acids. Lineage: Eukaryota; Fungi; Ascomycota; Sordariomycetes; Xylariales; Xylariaceae.